CCGCCGGCGUUAGCCGCUUCCCCAGUCCUGCGGCAGAGAAGGGGUUAGAGCCCACGGCACCACCAUGAACGAAGUGUCGGUCGUGAAGGAGGGCUGGCUGCACAAGAGAGGGGAAUACAUCAAA
Molecule: messenger RNA, 124 nt
Organism: Pygoscelis adeliae (Adelie penguin)
Lineage: Eukaryota; Metazoa; Chordata; Aves; Sphenisciformes; Spheniscidae
Product: RAC-beta serine/threonine-protein kinase-like
Exons: 2
Source: RefSeq, a predicted model, not a curated record